Molecule: messenger RNA, 1437 nt
Organism: Pecten maximus
Lineage: Eukaryota; Metazoa; Mollusca; Bivalvia; Pectinida; Pectinidae
Exons: 3
Coding region: 1-1437 (478 amino acids)
Source: RefSeq, a predicted model, not a curated record
AUGAAAUUCAACCUGUCGGGUAUUAUGUACUGUGACAUAUGUAGAAAAAACAGAAAUUUAGCCGACCAGUCGAGUUCUAUGUUUAUUGGAACAUCAUCAUUCCGUAGGGACACUUUGGUGUCACACUGGAAAAGCAGUUCACACCAGAGAUGCGAGGAGAGGAAAAAACCGCAAGAAUCGUCUAGUUCUAGUUCAUUAGCAGCAUCAGGUCCGAUAGUAGACAUGGCAAGAAAGAUGGGUGAAGAUGUUGAAAAACAGAUUGAAAAGUUGAUUAAUACUGCAUAUUUUGUCUGUAAAGAAGAAAUGCCAUUUCAGAGCUAUCCAUCUCUUAUCAAUCUACAAUUGAAAAACAAGGCAGAUAUGGGCAAUUUCUAUCGCACUGAUAAUGCUUAUAGAAGGUUUGUUAGUCCUAUAUUUGAUGAGCUUUAUGGCGCUUACACAGAAGAACUGAAAACCAAUAAGUUUUUCUCAAUUAUGAUUGAUGGGGCCACCGACUGCUCAGUGACGGAGAAUGAACUGAUUUAUGUCAGAAGUCUGGGUGACAAUGGGACACCAGAAAAUCAUUAUCUGUCAAUGGAAGAUAUCCAACAUGCACAUGCUGAUGGGAUUGUUGAAUGCAUUGAGAAAGCUUUUAGUCGAUGUGGCAUGGAUGAUUGGAGGGACAAACUUAUUGGAUUUGGGUCAGACGGUGCAUCUGUCAACCUUGGUGGACGAGCAGGAGUAGCUGUACUUGAACUUGCAGCUACAAAUGCAAUCAAACAGCAUCGGCUGAUGCGUGAUGUCCAAGAUCUUCUGACCAAUGUGUAUAAGCAGUACCACUAUUCCCCGAAGGCUUUACGAGAACUCAGACAGAUCGCAGAGUCCCUUGAGGAAAAGGUUCUGAAGCCAGGUAAUCUCCAUGGCACUAGAUGGCUACCCCAUGUUCACGGAGCAUUGAAGAUUGUGGUGAGGGAUUAUAUGGUGAUUGUCGCUCAUUUCGAGCACAUUAUAACCACUCGUUCUGCCUCUGCUGAGGUACAAGGACGAGCCGCUAAUGUCUCAAAAAAACUGAAAGACUACUCUUUUCUGUAUAUGGUUUUCUUCAUGCUAGACGUUCUAUCUGUUCUGUCUGAACUGAGUCUUGCAUCUCAAAAAGACAGUGUGACUUUAGGUCAAAUGAUAGAUGCAGUCACAUCAACUCAUCUGUCUCUAGUGGAACUGAAAUCUGAAAAUGGAAACACACUUUCCAAUUUCCUGCAGGAUGUGACUGAUGAGAACUGCUUUAAAACAAUCCAGCUAACCAAUGUUAAGGACAAUGAUGACUUUAAACCUCAGAAAGAAGAUAUCAUAGGGAAGGUAUCACAGGCUCUCGAACAAAGGUUCCGGUCAAUGGAGACUGAUCCUAUAUUGACCGCAGCUGCCACACUCAUGGGAAGAAUAUCCAAGGGACAGGGAUGA